UCAGCGGCAAGUGAGGAGCAGUCGAGCCAAAGCAAGCUUUCCAGGGGAGCUCUAGCGGUGUUGCAAGGAUGUCGGGGGCGCAGGGAGCUCAGCCGAUGGGGGAGACGACGCCGACGACGUACGAGUCGGUGGGCGGCGGGGAGAACCGCACGCACACGGACCUGCGCUCGCGCGAGGACCAGGGCGCCAUCCAGAUCGAGAAGGUGCAGGACAAGGUCGACGAGCCCGCCGCACGUAGGGUGGACGAUGCCGCCUUCGACGCCAAGAAGGUCGGGCACGGCGCCGCCGCGGACGCCGGGGCCGCCGGGACCGGCGCGUGACCGACCUCGUGUACGUGACAGCCCAUGCGGUGGAGUGGUGCCGCUACCCUUUGUUGC
Oryza brachyantha (malo sina) is the source of this 377-nucleotide messenger RNA. RefSeq lists its product as uncharacterized. Bases 69 to 320 code for a protein of 83 amino acids. The transcript has a single exon. Lineage: Eukaryota; Viridiplantae; Streptophyta; Magnoliopsida; Poales; Poaceae. The record is from RefSeq and is a predicted model, not a curated record.